Molecule: messenger RNA, 1128 nt
Organism: Talaromyces rugulosus
Lineage: Eukaryota; Fungi; Ascomycota; Eurotiomycetes; Eurotiales; Trichocomaceae
Exons: 1
Coding region: 1-1128 (375 amino acids)
Source: RefSeq, a predicted model, not a curated record
AUGGCCUUGAACGUACCCUUAUUCCCUCACAAUUACCAACACGGUUGUCUUCGCCAAGGCGAUGAGAUCUACACCUCUGCCCGAGGGCUUUAUAUCACUGCCACCAAUAUCGACGCCAUUUUCAGGCAAUACACGGAACCGGAGCAACUCCAAAAGUCAGCAACUGAAUUAUGGCGCCUUUUAGAAACAGGAUCUCUGUGUAUCCCGCCAGUUAUGGUCGGUGAUAUGAUGAGAGCUUGGGUCGGUGCCGAGAUUGACACCAGACACUCCUAUACACCAGGCCCUCGGGUGUUCCUUCAAGCGGAGUUCUAUUACUACAUAGACCUGGAAUGGCACCAACGGAGAGAGUUGAUCUUCGUCGCCGUUGCCGAUGACGCUCUUGAAUAUUUAUUUGCAUAUACUCAACUUGGAAAAUCCCCCUCGACAACAGCAAAUGAGACAUUGACGAUCCCUAGAAAUGCAACCCCGAUCAACCCUGACGUGCUGAUGCAGUUUAUCUGUGCUGGCAGACAAAAGACAGCAGACCGCAAUUUCAGGGCCGCGGUCAGUCGGACCCUACAACGGAUUGUUAGGCAUUCGGAAUUCCGCGACGAGCUAGAAGAACUCCCGAUUGCCACUGACGCCGCGACGUGCGUGGGAUACGUCGAUUCCAUGUGCCAGAAAUUUAGUCCAGCUAUAUACGCCAUACCAGGCCAGCCGAUGCGCGUGUGGCCAAAUACUAUACCAGACCAAGCACCCGUCACCUCGUUCAACUUCCUCAACAGUGUUUCCACAUCAGAAAACCUGGUGCUAGUGGUCGGCGACAGCGACGACCGGGAUUGGGAAGGGAUGCGUAACGACGAAGUUACGCCGUCUCUAGGUCUGUUUGCGUUUGGCAACCCUUAUACCCAGAUACCGCGGGACCACCUGAUCGAUGCUUUGAAACUUGCCAAAACCCCGCGUUUCCGCACAUAUCAAACUGUAUUGAGGGGUCGGUACCAUGGCGAUAUGUCGGGAAAGAUUGAUAACCAAGUGGGCAGCCAGCAAGUCCUGGCGGGAGACACGCCGCGGGAAAAGAAUCUACGAAUUAGGGCAGAGUCUACCACAGGGAUUGAUCAAUGGAUAUCAGAGCUAUCUUCACUACGGUAG